AUGGCUCGCUUCACCAACAACUUUGCCACCGUGUUGCUGCUUCAGCUGGUGCUCGUUCUGGCGGUCGUGUGGGCUGCCUACGGCCAAGCGUCCCCUUCCCCCUCGGCCUCGGCAUCACCGGUAGAAUCGCCUUCGGCCUCUCCGUCAUUCGGCACCUCGCCCACUCCUUCGCCCACGGCCUCGCCGUCGUUCGGCUCCUUGCCCACGACCACCCCUUCGCCCUCUGCUGUGCCAACCGCCGCACGCUCGCCCCAGCCCUCCCAGGAGCCCUCGUCCGCCUCGGGCCUCAGCAGCUUCCUCGUGGACGCCCUCGCGCACCUCUUCUAA
Acanthamoeba castellanii str. Neff is the source of this 327-nucleotide messenger RNA. RefSeq lists its product as uncharacterized. The transcript has a single exon. The record is from RefSeq and is a predicted model, not a curated record. Bases 1 to 327 code for a protein of 108 amino acids. NCBI's taxonomy places the organism in Eukaryota, Discosea, Longamoebia, Acanthamoebidae.